Messenger RNA from Diospyros lotus (date-plum), 5971 nucleotides. RefSeq names its product SEC1 family transport protein SLY1-like. Gene Ontology annotation, molecular function: syntaxin binding. The coding region runs from base 107 to 1969 and encodes 620 amino acids. NCBI's taxonomy places the organism in Eukaryota, Viridiplantae, Streptophyta, Magnoliopsida, Ericales, Ebenaceae. Gene Ontology annotation, biological process: intracellular protein transport; endoplasmic reticulum to Golgi vesicle-mediated transport. Gene Ontology annotation, cellular component: Golgi membrane; cytosol. The record is from RefSeq and is a predicted model, not a curated record. The transcript is spliced from 2 exons.
AUUUUACUUAGGGGCCAGCACAGCUUUUGUUGAUGUAACAAUUAACAAAUUGCAGAAUUCGCAAGCACGAAAACGAAAGUAGCCUCCAAUUUCAUUCCGAGCAUCAAUGGCACUCAAUCUUCGGCUAAGACAAACUGAGUGCAUAACUCGGAUGCUGAAUCUGGACCAACCGGUGAAUUCAAAUGGGACGGCCAAUGAAGAAGUGUACAAGAUCUUGAUCUACGACAGGUUCUGUCAAGAUAUUCUGUCUCCUCUGAUCCAUGUCAAGGACCUUCGCAAGCACGGCGUAACCCUAUACUUCCUGGUUGACAAGGACCGCAAGCCUGUCCACGACGUCCCGGUAGUGUAUUUUGUCCAGCCGACUCAAAUCAACGUCCAGCGCAUCGUCGCCGACGCCUCCAGAUCCCUCUACGACUCCUUCCUCCUUAAUUUCUCGUCCUCGAUCCCUCGGUCGCUGCUCGAAGAUCUCGCUUCGGGGACUCUUCAUUCCGACUCCACUCAGCGGAUUUCCAAGGUACACGAUCAGUACUUGGAGUUUGUAACCCUAGAGCAUAACUUGUUUUCACUGUCCAAUAAACCUUGUUAUGUUCAAUUAAAUGAUCCAUCGGCCGGAGACCGUGAAAUUGAGGACAUUGUUGAGAAAAUUGUCAGUGGGUUGUUCUGUGUGCUGGCCACACUUGCUGUGGUUCCUAUUAUCAGGUGCCCUCGGGGUGGGCCUGCAGAAAUGGUUGCUUCAUUGCUGGAUCAGAAAUUGCGUGACCAUUUACUGGCGAAAAAUAAUUUGUUUUCAGAAGGUGGGAAUUUUGCAAGUUCUUUUCAGAGGCCCAUUCUAUGUAUAUUUGAUAGGAAUUUUGAAUUGUCAGUUGCAAUACAGCAUGAUUUCAGGUAUAGGCCGCUUGUUCAUGAUGUGCUAGGUUUGAAGCUGAAUAGAUUGAGUGUGCAAGGAGAGAAGGGUGGGAUGAAAUCUUAUGAACUGGAUAGGUCAGAUCCGUUUUGGGUGGCAAAUGGAUACUUGGAAUUUCCUGAAGUAGCUGUGGAGAUUGAGACUCAAUUGAACAAAUAUAAGAAGGAUGUCGACGAGGUCAACAGGAGAACUAGGGGAAAUGAGGGGGCUGAGUUUAAUGGGACAGACUUGAUUGGCAAUACCAAGCAUUUGAUGAAUGCCGUUAAUUCUCUGCCUGAGUUGACUGAGCGGAAGCAGGUGAUUGAUAAGCAUACUAACAUCGCCACUGUUUUGUUGGGUGAGAUCAAGGAGAGGUCACUUGAUUCUUUUGCCAAGAAGGAGAGUGACAUGAUGGUUAGAGGUGGCAUCGAUAGGAGUGAGCUUCUCAGUGUGCUAAAGGGUAAAGGAACGAAGUUAGAUAAGCUGCGGUUUGCAAUCAUGUAUCUUAUUUCUUCUGAAAGCAUUCCUCAAGCCGAAGUGGAAAUGGUUGAAUCAGCUCUGAGGGAGUCUGAAGUUGAUACCAGCGCAUUUCAGUAUGUUAAAAAGAUCAAGUCACUGAAUGUUUCAUUGGCUUCUGCAAAUUCAGCUAGUAGGAGUAACAUCGUGGAUUGGGCUGAGAAGCUCUAUGGGCAGUCAAUUAGUGCUGUCACUGCUGGUAUGAAGAAUCUCUUGUCUAGUGAUCAUCAACUGGCACUGACAAGGACAGUUGAAGUCUUGAUGGAAGGUAAACCAAAUCCUGAAAUUGAUUCUUAUCUCAUAUUUGAUCCUCGCGCUCCAAAGUCAAGCUCUGGCACAAGUAGUAGCCAUCUGAAAGGACCAUUUAAAGAAGCUAUUGUUUUUAUGAUUGGUGGUGGCAAUUAUGUGGAGUAUGGGAGCUUGCAGGAGCUUGCUCACCAUCAUCAGCCAGCCAAACAUGUAAUAUAUGGAACAACAGAAAUUCUGACUGGCAGUGAGUUUGUUGAGCAGCUUGCACUUCUGGGAAAGAAGAUGGGUUUAGGCAGCAGUGGUUCUCCAUCAGCCCAUUAAGAUGAUAUGUUAUAUUUUAGUUCAAAACAUACUGUUUUUUGGUCCGUAUGUGCAAAAAGAAUGUGCUCUGUAACACAUAAUGCAACGUGGUCAUUGUACACUUGAAGCUGUUGAAAUGGAAGCACUGGACAGGAACUAUCGCCAUAUAAUUCCUCAUAACUUCAAGUGCAAAUGAUGGAACUUAGUAAUGAUGAAUCCUGAUCUUUAAGGGAAGUAGUAGAUUUCUACGCUUGUGUUUUCCAUCUUUUUUGCUGUUUUUUGACAUGCAUAAAAUGAUUCUUAAUAUUUCCCCCUUCUCAUAUAUAAGAUUUUGUGGAAUGUCUACUACCUACUUGUUUCAAUUAUUUGUAAUGCAUCUUAUUGGUAACUAUUGGAAAUCAUGAAAUAGGAUCAUUUUCUCUGUUCAAGAAAUCAUGGACCUCUGAAUUCUAGGAGUAACUACUUUAAGAUGCUGAAAGAGAGUUUCAUGAUUUCACUGCAACACAAGCAUCAUUCAAAGCUGUUGAUCGCCAAGGAACAAGAGCACCACCAUCCAUUUGGAAUCUGAUUAGGCAGAAACCAGCUCAACUCAUUAUCCCAUGUGAAUUCUGUCCCAAUCUUUUAUUUAAAUCGGUUAAAAUCGAUUUUCUAUUUUGAUUUAGCUCUUCUCAAUAAAUUUGAUUUGGUUGGAUUUUGAAUCUUUGAGCGUUUAUGCUGUCUCUCAAACUUAGUCGACAAAUAUGAUGACCCAGCAGCAUCUCAUCUAUGGAUCCUCACUUGCUUGUCUUCUUUAAUUCUUUGUCAUUUUGUUCAACCCACCAUAAUUUUUGAUUCAGUGCACUCAGAUGUCAAAUGGGCCAUCACCCAAAAUGCUCUUAACCAAGUCCUCUUCAUGCAGAGCCUCCUCAAGCUAUAUGUCAAAGUCUCACAUCGUUUGGAGAUAAAAGUGUCCCACUAUUUGUAAGAUUUUGGGUAAACCACUCUUCAUUAUAUGUUAUUAUUAAAGAGGUGAGUUCGUCACUCUAGUCCGUCAACAUAUACAGUAACGGACUCCACGUCUUACACUGUAAUUAAGAUCUACUUCUUAUAAGCAUAUUUUAAAUUUAAAAUUUAAUUAUUACUUGACUUAAGGAAGUAUGAGGGAUCUGGUUAUCGCUAGGCUACUAUCUUGGUGGUAUUAUUUUUAGGUAACUUCUCAAAUUCACACAGAGAUAUGGAGUUUUUAUAUAAAAUCUAAUUUGAUUGUAAAUAUCAAACAAGGAUAGAUAUAGAAAAUUUAAUUCAAUUAGAGUAGUUGCUUAUAAAUAUUAUCCUGAGUUCACUCACUUGUUGACUGACUCUGUUAAUAAUUUAUGAAAUGAUAGGGUUAGGUUAUUAUCGCUAUGUGUCUAAUCUGUUUGCCUUAGCUAGAUAUAUACAAGUAAAGUCCCUUAGCCUUCUUCGUGCAAAACGUGUUGCAAGAGAUUUUAUAGUUUCUUUGUACAAAAUUAUAUUUAGUGGAUUAUUCCACUAAGGGAUCGUGCACGUAAGCAUUUAGAUUGAAUCGUAUUAAUUUUCUAUGUUCUGUUUUCUCUUUAUUUUUGUUUGUUUUUGAUCGUGCACAAUCUGAUCCACUGCAAACAUAAAUGUUAAAAGCUAAUUAAUAAAGGGUCUUGAGAUCAACUAAAGAAAAUUCAUGUGGCUAAAAUAACUCAACAUAAUAGUGCUGUAAAUUUGUAAUUUGUGUAACCAAACACGUAUUGGAAGAGUUAAAGGAUAUGAAUGAACGAACGUGGCGUCACUAUGGGUCUAAUAUUAAUUUGGUUGGAAGAUAAAUCAUAACAACUUUAAACGAAAUAAUACAAAAAUUGUAUCAUUGAAGAAUGCUAAGAUACAUGAAACCACAAGGAAACGAGGUUAUGAGUAAAAAACAGUAGAAAUAGAGCAAAUGCAAUGACAAUAUAAAGCUAAGAUUAGCAGAUUAGAGCAAAGUUGCCUUUUACCUGUCAACACUAGAGCUGUCAUUUUAUAUCCUUCUUUCUCACAGUCAAGAUAUUAGCUUUUACUGAUCCAGCUGUUAUAGUUUGUUGUAGUUGUAGUGUUUUAUGGUUGAGAUAUAAGUACUUUAUGUGACCAAUUUUUUAGUAUGAGAAUUAUUUUUCGAUUCUUCCUUCUCCCUUCUCUGCAAUUACUUGAAUACUAUGGUGAUUUUUUAGUUUUUACAUAGUGUCCGAGCAGUCGAAUUAAUCUGACGUCAUGGAAGGAGUCGACACAGCUUUUGCAGAAAUCAUUCCAAGCAGAAGCAGUAGCUUGUCCAAUGAUGAUUUGUUUAAUCUCCAAAGUUAUGAUCUUCCAGGAUUAUCUCUUGUAAUAGCGCCAUUGACUUGGAUGAAUUACAGAUCAUGGCAUCGUGCUAUGCAAAUCACAUUGAGAGCCAAAUGUAAAUUAGGUUUUGUGGAUGGAGGAGAGGACUCAGAACAUUAUGCUGCAUUGAAAAGGUACGAUUAUAUGAUCAUUUCGUCGAAAAGGUAUGAUUAUAUGAUCAUUUCAUAGAUUGCUAGAAAUUUCAUUUACACUACCACAACUAGGAAAUUAUGGCUAGAAAUUACAGAACGACUUGGUGAAACUAACAGAUUGCUAGAAAUUACAAUUUCAAAAGAUUUGGUAGAUGCUUUCAUUUACAUUACCACAACUAGGAAAUUAUGGCAAGAAAUUACAGAGCGACUUGGUGAAAGUAACAGAUUGCUAGUUUAUCAAAUUCAACAAAAGAUCCCUUCAAUAACACAAGAAAAUGCAUUUGUCUCUGUAUGCUAUACACAACUUAAAAGGCUUUGGGAUGAAUUGGCAUCAGUUGAUCUAGUUCUUGCAUGUACAUGUGGUGUGGCAAAAUCUAUUGUCGAUAUUUCAAACAAAAUAAACUCAUGCAGUUUCUUAUGGGUCUUCAUGAUGGGUAUGACCAUGUGAGGAAUCAAAUUCUUCUUCUAGAUCCACUUCCUACCGUGAACAAGGCUUAUGCAAUGGUACUAAAGGUGGAGGCUCAAAGGGAAGUGUUUUCUUCUUUUAUAGAAGUAGAGGGUUCUGCACUAUCUUCUAAACCCUAUAGUUCUAAGCAAGAAUCAAAGAGAAAAAAGACAUCAAAUGGUUAUUGUGUCUAUUGCAAAGGUAACGGACACACUAGAGAUCAAUGCUUCCAGCUCGUCGGCUAUCCUUGUUGGGUUGGCCUCCCUUCCUAUGUGGAGAAAGAAAAGCCCAAACUUGGUGGACAAAAGCCCAUUUUUAGAAGCUUUUCUUGGCCCAAUUGUUUGCUAUAUAUAGCCCCCUUUGAUACAAUUAGGGUUUGUGAGAGAAAAGGAGGAAGAGAGAAGAAAAAUAGAGAAAAACAUAGUUGUGAUCAAACACCCGAUCUGAAGUAUCCCGUGGUUUGAUCUUCGUGAUUUUUGGACUGUGUGCUCUGCUCUCAUGGAAAUUUAAUAUGUAUGGUUAGAUUUUGUUUUUGAUUUUUGUGGACAUAAUAUUUCCACUCGGAAUAGAAGCUAUUUUGCAGGCGUUUUAAGUUUUGCAUAGUUAUGAUCAACUGCUGAUUCAAUGUAUCCUAUGGUCUGAUCUUCGUGAUUUUUGGAAUGUGUGUUAUAAUCUCGUGGAACUUUGAUCUGAAGGGUUAGAUCUUGUUUUUGAGUUCUGUAGACAUACUAUUUUUACUCGGAACAUUAGCUGUUUUGCAGUUGUUUCCAGCUUUGUGCAGUUGUGAUCAUUUUGACAAUCUGAAGCGAUCCAUAGUCUGAUCGAUCUCAUUUUUGGAAAGGAGCUUCCAGACUCAUAGUUAUUCAAUCUCAGUGGUGGGAUUUAAAUUUGGAGACUUGGAAGUAUUAUAUGCUUGGUUGGAACAAAAAUUGUGUAUUUUGGUGAUAUCUUCUCCCUUUCAUUCUAUUAUUUUGUUGAUUGUUGAUAUUGGAUCCCUUUUGUAGGUGAAGUAUUGGUGCUGGUUUGAAAAAGUUUUAAGAGGAAUAUUUGUAGACAAUCGAUUAAUUAUAGUGAAGUUUCUUU